UUGUUUGAGCGCUCUUGUGUGAGCGUGGAUCAGUGGCUGCUGACUGAAACCAACGUGGGUGGAAGUCUCGAUCACAACCACAGUGAUUUGCUGAAGGCUCUUCAUUUUUAGGAUGCGCCGACAUCUGUGACAUGCUCGCGGAGAUCAGCGGCUACAGAUAAACUCCACCCCGUGUCUCCAAUCCUCCUGCAGCCAUGGCUGUGUCUGCAUCUGGACGGACCGUGUUCACCAUUCUCCUCAUUAGCAGGUUGUUAGAGGGUUCUUUGCUGAAUGCAGAAAUGAAGGAGGGAGAGAUUCUGCCUCCCACCAUUCAGAGGCUGAUGAAGGGAUACAACAAGUACCUCCGGCCUUUCUUUGACGACGGUCCUGUAACCGUGGGCAUGAGCUUGGACAUCGCCAGCAUUGACACAAUCUCGGAGAUCAACAUGGACUACACCGCAACCAUAUUCCUCCGCCAGCGCUGGACCGACGAGCGUUUGGUAUUUGAAGGCAAUAAAAGCCUCAGUCUUGACGGGCGGCUCGUUGAGCUCCUCUGGGUCCCCGACACCUUUAUCGUGGACUCCAAGAAGUCCUUCCUCCAUGACAUCACAGUCGAGAACAGACUGAUCCGUAUCUUCCCCAAUGGCACCGUUCUUUAUGCUCUGAGGAUUACGACCACCGUGGCCUGCAACAUGGAUCUGACCAAGUAUCCCAUGGACAAGCAGACCUGUACACUGCAACUGGAGAGCUGGGGUUACAAUAUUAAUGAUGUUAUGUUCUACUGGACCAGAGGAAACGAGUCUGUCAGUGGUUUGGACACGUUACAGCUGGCUCAGUAUACAGUGGAAGACCAUUACACUUCUGUCUCAGAGGCCGUCUAUGAAACAGGCAAUUACCCCAGGUUGGUCUUCCACUUUGAGUUGAAGAGGAGCAUCCUCUACUUCAUCCUGGAGACCUAUGUUCCAUCGAGCCUGCUGGUGGUCCUCUCAUGGGUUUCCUUCUGGAUUUCUUUAUCCUCUGUGCCUGCACGUAUUUGUAUAGGUGUGACCACGGUGCUGACAAUGACCACGCUAAUGAUGGGAGCCCGGACGUCGCUGCCCAAUGCCAACUGCUUCAUCAAGGCCAUCGACGUGUACUUGGGAAUCUGCUUCAGCUUCAUUUUCGGCGCGCUCAUCGAGUACGCCGUGGCCCACUUCUGCACCCUCACACACCCCGACACACACAUGCUCAUGUACGGUCACCGGAUGCACGACUUUGACGAUGAAAUGAACGGCAUCGUCACCACCAUCUCCAGUCACCCCAGCAGAGCCAAGAGACGCAAGGAACCCGCUGCAUCUCCUUCCCCAGCUCCUGUCGCCACAGAACUCACCGUCACUCCCUCCAGUCCCUCUGGCAGUGAGGCCAAACCUGAGGCAUCGCCUCCAGAGCCCACCAAUUGGUGCCUGAGUGCUAUGGCCAUUCUCUGCAAAGUGCUGCGCUCCAUGUACUGCUGUCAUGUGGAGAACCCGCACCACAUAGACUACUACUCCAGACUCACCUUCCCAAUGUCUUUCGUCAUGGUCAACCUGCUCUACUGGACAUACUAUCUGUACUUUUAGCCAUGGUGUGCGAGACGGAGAGUGUUUGUAGAAAAGAAGUGUACUUUACUGUACGAGUCAUUGAGACGUGUCAUUUCUACGUUAGGAUUAAUAAGCAAAGUAGCUCAUAUGAUGAAAUUUACUCAAAUACGUAACCGUUUCCAAUUUCGCCCACUUGGGUUUGUUUAAAACAGUGGGCGUACUUGGCUGGCAAGAUUUGUUCAAUUCUAUUACACCUUAAGAUUAAAAGAACAUCGAUUCCAAAGAAAUGCAUGGUCAGUCUGCAUCUUUCCUGCUAUAGUAAAUUUAUUUUUAAAUGUUUAAAUGCCUCAUAAUGCGGGCUGGCACAUGAGACAUGUUGUUAUCCACAGCUCUAUGGCUGACCAAAUGCAGGCUCCACCUUGUCUUAUUUUGGUUUCCAACAGUAAAUGUGUUAGGAAGUUAUGUACAUCAAUAACGGGAUGUACCCUCAUAACCUUAAGCGUCAUAAUGACAUUGGAAUUGUCACCAGUGCUGGCUCCACAGCAAAAAAGAGUGUAAUUAAACUUUCUUUUCAUAGUGUAACAAGGACAUAAUUCCCUAUUUCCCAGCCAGCUGACUAGUUAGAAUAGGAUGUGAGUUUUGAUUAUUUUAAUUGGUAUUAAUUGUGAUAAUGUAUUAAAGAGCUCGAGCUGGUUAGUCAUAGCAGCAGCAGCAGCAGCAGCAGCAGCUUUAUAUUUUUGGGUUUUCUGUCCCUCUGGCUGCACAUUGUCAUUCCCAUUAUCCACGGAAUACCUCAAGAACUAGCUUGAGGGACUUUCGUUAGAUUAAGCACAAAUGUUGUCAUUGACCACAGAGUGAACUGUUUUGAUUGUUGUGGUCAAAGGUCAUGGUCACAGUGACCUCCAAAAAAAAUUCCGUAUCUCCUGAACGCCUUGAGCAAAUCCCUUGACAUUUUGCACAAACAUUCAGUUGGACCUAGUGGUUAACUGCUUGGAUUUGAAAGCUCAAGGUCAUAGCUCAAGAAACAGGUGUUUGGCCUCUUGGACAUUCAGUCAACAUGGCACGUCAGUGUGGUGAUGGCGAUACACGGUGAUGGAGCCGUGAUGGGUGAAAACUUCACUGUCCGUUAAAGUGUUGAUAGUAAAUAUUGACAUAUUUGUACAUUAGAUGUGGAUAUAAUAGGUCAGCAACGCUAUAUUAUAUGUCACUACAUUAUAGUGAAGGAUAAUACAUAUUUAUUACAAGUUUUGUUCUCACCAGUGUUUGACACUGCAGUGAUUUGAAUAUAAAUGAAAUGGCCAAAAUAUUACAACAGGAUUUUACUCACUUUUACUCAUUUGAGCUAGCUACGUUGAAUAUUUAAACAGGGCUAUGUAUGAGUCGUUGCUAUAGCCGUAUAGCCAACGUAGCAUAGCAUUUAUUAGCUGUUUACUAGCCAUUUUAGCAGAAAUGAUGUUUCUGUGAAUUUAUCCUCAAAAUUACUGAUAAACCUCCAGCAGUGAAAAGCAACAAAAUGUUUGUUUUUGAUUCUGUUUUUGUUAACUUUCUGUCACCUUUGCUUCUUCUUCGGGUUUUCUAUAACCACCUGGCCUGCCUCCUCCAUUUCUAGUAGAGUUGCUGUAGCAUCCAGGCUGCCCUGAGGAAGUACUGCUGCUCAAAGGGCAUAUGAUGAUCUCUAGAACUGUAAAGCAAUAGAUUGAAUUGUGUUGCAGAAGCUACGGUCAGUGGAAGGCAAAACUUAUAUAAUGCAUAGAUAAGUUCAGGUGAUUGAUCUGCCGUUCAUCUAAUUUCAUCUGGGAUUGACUCCAGUGCCCUCCAAUGACUCUCAGAGGAUAAGCAUUUUAGUGGAUGGAUGGAUGGAUGGCCAAAGAUUCCAGUUUACUUUUGUCCCUCCCCUUACUUCUUCAGCUGAAAGUUUGCAAUUCUUUUUUCCAAGUGGAAAUAUAACUCCUUCAUCUGAAAUAGCAUGCACUCAGUGCAGAGCAGAAUGCAACACUUGAUACUUCGGGUGGAGAACAGGAUUUAGUCGAACGACAGAGAUGCAUGUUUUGUAUUGUGUUGAAUAUUGUUGUGACAUGCGCUCACUUAUUUAAACGGAAGCUGAAUUAAACAGCCCUUUUUAAUCAUCUUCAUGCCGAAACACAGAAGUAUUCAUUUUCAAGAACUACCUUUUUGACAUUUAUUGAACUUCAUCUAAGCUUAGUUGGUAUCUAUCUACGCUCCAUCGCCUUUCAAGCUGUUUAUGUUAAUAACUUACAUUGCUUUCCAUGUUUUUUUAUCUACUUUUAACUGUCAUCUUCUACUAAACUUCUUGACUCUUCUUGUUGCCUGCUGAUAAUGGGGAAAAAAAAUAGUUUCUUUCUUUAGUUUCUGUUCCUCCUGCAUGAUUAUAACUUGUAACUUUUGUUCAUUCUGCUUAGUUCGAUUUCCUUUGAUUUAACAUGACGUGAGAAUCCUAAAAAUGUUUAGCUGAGGCCAUUGAAAAGAUGGGUUUUCAUUGACGGUUGAAACUGGUGAGCACUGAGCCGUGGGAACAUCGAUGUGAGGGAACGCGGAUUGUUUUUUACGAAUCGUAUCACGGUGGUUCUAGAUUUGAUAGUUAUAAUAGGAAGACAUGAACACUAUUAUGGAGCCAAAGACCCACAAGAGAGCGACCACCACGGCUGUCUCACAGGUUGGAUGCAUACAGAAUGUUUUUUGGUUGUUUUUUUGUUUCUAAUGGAGUUGAUCCAUACAAAAUGCUCACAAGUACCAAUUCCCCAGUGGCUCCAUGGUCACUCCAUUUCUCUGAAUGAACAGUGUGGUGUUGACAUUACAGAAAGAAAACUAUUAAACGGAACAUCGUCUGCACCGUUGCCAGGACAUUUGGAGCGACUGUGUAGCAACUUUAAUCAGAAAAAAGGAGGAAAACAGCUACUGGUCAACUGCUCUUUCUCUUUCUGUCGUGAGACGAUGUAAAGUGAUGCCUCAAGGUGAUAUUGCCUUCCAACGUCACAGUUGCUUGGACAUUUUCCCGUUGAAACUACUUUUAACACCGCGUUGUGAAAGGCGUCGGUCUGCUUAACUUGUUGUAAAUAAAUGGUAACACUGUGCAUGUUAAUCUGGUGUAUGAAUAUGAAUGAUAGCAAUAAAAGAGGUGUAACGUGUGUUGUCAACACUGGAUACAUGUCACUUUUCGCAGGUUUAGGGUGGCGUCAUGGCAUGCAUCUUUUUCAAAAGGUGGUAAGUGUUGCAAGAUUUGAGUUUUUUUGCUACAGCCAUUCAGAUAAAUGUGUGUGUUUGUGUUCAGGCA
Solea solea (common sole) is the source of this 4830-nucleotide messenger RNA. RefSeq names its product gamma-aminobutyric acid receptor subunit pi (gene gabrzb). Gene Ontology annotation, molecular function: neurotransmitter receptor activity; extracellular ligand-gated monoatomic ion channel activity; GABA-A receptor activity. NCBI's taxonomy places the organism in Eukaryota, Metazoa, Chordata, Actinopteri, Pleuronectiformes, Soleidae. Bases 195 to 1577 code for a protein of 460 amino acids. Gene Ontology annotation, cellular component: membrane; neuron projection; GABA-A receptor complex. The record is from RefSeq and is a predicted model, not a curated record. Gene Ontology annotation, biological process: regulation of membrane potential; chemical synaptic transmission; signal transduction. The transcript has 10 exons.